Somion occarium is the source of this 1447-nucleotide messenger RNA. The record is from the annotation of a GenBank genome assembly. Lineage: Eukaryota; Fungi; Basidiomycota; Agaricomycetes; Polyporales; Cerrenaceae.
GCUGCCAUGAAUAAUUUGCGCCUUCCCUAGGUCUAGUAAGCCUGACUAUACACUCAACCAUGGCUAUUCAUGCACACAAUUUGCGCGACUAACCCGGGCACCACAGAUAUGCAAUAAAUUACGACCCAAUCCCCUCCCUAGUUCUUUGCUUCGAACAUCAAACAAACACAUCGAGCGAACCCGGCUUCAAUAUGUCAAUCUGCCUUGCCCCAAUACACCUGUGACGGCAACCUUGGCUUUUGCGCAAUACGGGAUCACACCAAGGUCAAUGAUAGUCUGCGGGAGAACAAUGGUGGUGUUUCUUGCGCGUGAACCCAUUGACGCAUGCAACGUUCAUUCAAAUGCUUUGACCCGUUUCGUUUAUUCUUUUGAUUUAUGGUCGCCGUGCCAUGGCCUUCUCCAAAUACAUAAUUAGCGGCCGAACCAUCGACCCAACCUUACACUCCGUCUCUUCAGGUCCACAACAACCAGUGGCAGUUACUCCCGACUCAAUCAUAGGUCAUGCCCAGCAGCAUACCACCAAGUUCUGCCAGUGGGGUAGAAUGCCCCGGGAAGAAAUGUCCUGAAUGUCAGAAGCGCUUCGAGGAUCUUUUCUCACAUUUGCGAAAGGAGCACAAGGGAGGCUCAGAGGAACACAGCAAGAAACAAGAGGCUCUUGCUUGCCCCUGGCCGAACUGUGAUAUAUCCAAAGGGUCGAGGAUUCCUUUGGAGGAUCAUUUCGCGUCACACACGAACAGCAGGAAACAAAGCUGUCCUCACGUGCUCACGCGUGGCAGGGGAAAGAAAGCCUUGUGCCGUUUCUACACUGGCAAAUCCAACGGCUUGAUGCACCAUCGAAAGAUUAAACAUGGAUUUGCAGGUACGAAGGGCUCAGUGGAUCCUUGGGUCACUGACCGGGAGGAGGCUUCGAAGGAUCUCCAAUCGGCGGAAUUAUUUGGCGGCAACCUCAAGAGAAAAGAUACUAAGCAUUCCGCAACCGCAUGGAGGAACAAACUAACAAGCCCCACUAGAGGGAUACCUGGUCCCUCCCGUUUCCAGGAGCACUCAAAAUCUGAGGAGGAUGAACAACCAGCCAAAGUCGAAGAGGUUUUAGACGCGAUAUACAAAAUGAACAAUGGUCCUCUGCUCACCAUGAAGGCCGAGCCAGAGGAUGAAGACAUACGACUGAACACUGAGCUUCACAAGAAGCCCCCCGUAUAGUGUUGGCUGUGAUCGCUCCUUGGACAGAAGUUAUCUCUUGUCUUCGACCUCGCGUCUCAUCUUGAACCCAGAGUCCUUCAACGUCUAUGUACCAUCAUUCUUCCGCCCUUCCUAAUCCUUCACUCAUUAUGAUUACCUGCUCACCGCCGCUGUUAUCUAUACGGCAUGCGCCGAUUAUGCUAGACUGUUAUGUAUGUACCGAGACCGCAGUCUAAAGAAACCUGAAUGAAAACGAAGAAUGGCCAUA